AUAUCUUACUCGAAGAUAAGCGUGUGCUUUCCGUUUCAUCUUCUCCUUCCGUCUUUGAUCUUUGAGUUGCAUUGUGGUGUCCUUCCAGUUUGCUCCAAGAUAUUCGAUUCGAUCUUUGCUGUGCAUCACCUCAACUCCGCCUCUGGUAUAUCGAGCGGCUCUAAACCCUACCAAGCAGAGUUAUUUGUGAAUCUAUAAGACAGUAAUGGCCGAACCCCAGAUCCCGAAGCAGCACAAGGCUGCCGUCUAUGACAAGCCAGGCAGCAUAUCGACCGAGGUUCGAUUGGUCGAUACGCCUGAGCCAGGAGCCGGCGAAGUUCUUGUUAAGCUCUCCCAUUCUGGCGUCUGCCACUCCGACCUCGGGGUCAUGGCCAACACCUGGUCCAGCUUGCCAUACCCCACCCAGCCAGGCCAAGUAGGCGGCCAUGAAGGCGUAGGCGAGGUCGUGAAGCUGGGCCCGGGCACGGAGAGCGCACCAAUCAAGCUCGGACAACGCGUUGGUAUCAAAUGGAUCGCGUACGCAUGCGGCGGCUGCUUGCCGUGCAUGAGCGGCCGAGACGGUCUCUGCCAAAACCAGAAAAUCUCCGGCUACUACUACCCCGGCACGUUCCAACAAUACGCCAUCGCGCCCGCGCACUACGCGACCCCGAUCCCCGACGGCGUGGACUCCGCCUCCGCCGCUCCCAUGCUCUGCGCCGGUGUGACCGUCUACUCCGGCCUCAAGAAAGCCGACGCGAAGCCCGGAAACUUUGUCGUGCUCCUCGGUGCGGGCGGUGGACUGGGCCAUCUCGGUGUGCAACUGGCCUCGAAGGGAAUGGGAUACAGGGUCAUCGGCGUCGACCAUCCGAGCAAGAAGGAUUUGGUCUUGGAGAUGGGUGCGGAGGCGUUUGUUGGUAUCGAUGAGAAUGUGGUGGAGCGGGUGAAGGCAUUGACGGAAGGUUUGGGCGCGCACGCAGUGCUCGUCCUGACGGCAGCCAACGCAGCAUACGCCACCUCCGUUGACCUUCUUCGAUUUGGCGGGACGGUCGUCUGUGUGGGUGUCCCUGAGGGUAAACCUGUAGCUAUUGAGGGCGCAAGGGCUCCGGCUUUGAUUAUAGGGGAGAAGAAGAUUAUGGGCGUUGCGGUGGGCACGAGGCAGGACGCGAUAGAGGUGCUGGAUUUCGCAGCCAGGGGGAUCGUGAAGACGCACUAUAGAACGGAGCCAUUGGAUAAGUUGGCGGAAGUGUUCCAGGAGAUGGAUGAUCAAAAGUUGCAAGGGAGAGUGGUGAUCGACCUGAAUGCUUGAAGGAGACGAUAUCUAACGGAAAUGGUGAA
Eremomyces bilateralis CBS 781.70 is the source of this 1314-nucleotide messenger RNA. Its product is annotated as GroES-like protein. NCBI's taxonomy places the organism in Eukaryota, Fungi, Ascomycota, Dothideomycetes, Eremomycetales, Eremomycetaceae. The coding region runs from base 206 to 1285 and encodes 359 amino acids. Gene Ontology annotation, molecular function: oxidoreductase activity. The record is from RefSeq and is a predicted model, not a curated record. The transcript has 3 exons.